Molecule: messenger RNA, 3241 nt
Organism: Asparagus officinalis (garden asparagus)
Lineage: Eukaryota; Viridiplantae; Streptophyta; Magnoliopsida; Asparagales; Asparagaceae
Product: histone-lysine N-methyltransferase, H3 lysine-9 specific SUVH6-like
Exons: 2
Coding region: 92-3190 (1032 amino acids)
Cellular component (GO): nucleus
Molecular function (GO): histone methyltransferase activity; protein binding; zinc ion binding
Source: RefSeq, a predicted model, not a curated record
CCAUUACUCACCUUCCCGCCAAAAGAAACCCUAAUCUCGACCAUUCCUUUUCUUUUCUCCUCCCAAAUUCGAUAAAUUUGGGUGAUCGGAGAUGCUGGAGCUGCCGCCUAGAGUUCCGAUAAACAUAGAGCGUCGAGCUUUCUCCGCCGUCCGCGAUUUCCCCAAUGGCUGCGGACCUAAGGUCAUCCCAACCCCUAAUUUUCCUCCUGAUUUUAAAUUAGAAUUUAAACCUAAGGAUGAGGAGGCGGGGGGUAAUGCCGCAUCCAAAUCGAGCAGCUCCUUCGAGGUCCCCAAAGGAUCCUCUCGGAUUCCGAUGGAUUCGGAGAAUUUUUCAGCUGAGAGUGUGAAAAAGUUGGAACCCUUGGAGCUAUCAAAAGAGGAAGAGGUUUUGCCGGUGUCCGAGGUGGUUGAUACCAUCGGAGAAGGUUCAAAGGUGGAGGAGGAGCAAUGCAGGUCAAGGAAACGUGUGAAUGGGGGUGUGACGAAGCAGGACCUGGGCGUCGCGAAGAGAUUUUCUGCUCUGAAGAGGAGAAGUGCGUCGGUCGUUAGGGAUUUUCCAGUCGGUUGUGGGGGGAAUGCUUCCAAGAUUUGCAAGAAUGCAAGUUCGAGAGCUGUGCCCGUUGCUUCUUUCGGCGGUGAAGUGAGAGUGAACGGUGAGAAUGCCAAAGAUGAAAGAUCCCUUGAGAAUGUUGAGGAUGGAGAGGGGAAGAAAGAUGAGAAGCAAGUUGGAGAAAGAAAGAGUGACACUGUUCUUAAGUCUCUGAGGAAUGAAGAGAAGAAUAAAAUUGCAGAGUUUGGGGUUUCUCCCAGCAAAAGGCUUGAGGAUGUGGUUCAAAAGGAUGAUUCUAAAGAAAUUGAUCUGAAGGUUGAAAAAGAAACACCAACCAAGUCUCUGAAAGUGAAAGUUAAGUUGAAAGGAUUUGGUGUGAAACAACUGGGUGAGGAUCUUCGAGGUAAAGAAUUGCGAGAAACAAAGGUUGCGUGUGGGACUAAAAUAGAUGAUAACGUACGGAGGAGCUUCGUAGAGAAACCAGUAGACAAGAGACCCAUCGAUGCUCUAAAGAAUGAAUCUAAGAAAAUUAAUUUGAAGGUAGAAGAGGAAACUACAAUCAAGUCUCUGAAAGUAAAGUUGAAAGGAUUUGAUGCAAAGCAACUUGGUGAGAAUCUUCAAGUUAAAGAAUUGCAAGAAACAAAGGUUCCUCCUGGGACUAAAGUAGAGGAUAAAGAAGACAGGAGUUUGUUAAAUAAACCAGUAGACAAGAGAACCAUCAAUAUUCUAAAAGACGGUAAGAAUCUUAAGAGAAAGUCACCAAAGGAACAAGGGGAUGAAUUUCUCGAAGUUCAUGGGAAUAGGGAAAUUGUGCGCGGUUUGAUGGCUGCUGAAAACUGUCCAUGGAAGAAGGGGAGAAAGUCAGAUGGUAUUGUUCCACAUUCUAUCACUCAAAAAUCCACAAAGAAGAGGUCAAAGAAAUCGUUAAGGAAUAAUUAUGUGUCUUCCCCCAGGAAGGAAAUGGCCCUUGUUCCCUAUGAUCGAUCUUGUGAAUUAUGCAUCACUAUGACUCCGUCUAUCCCUCCCGAACUAGAUCACAAGAGCAGUAACAGUGACGAGGCAAGCAGUCGCAAAAAGGUAAUGUGGACUCUUCGAAUGUUUCAGCUCAUCUGUAGAAAGCUCACACAGGGAGAGGAAAAGUCAAAGACAACAAACUCAAAGGAUAAUGGAAACAGUCGUAGGAUUGAUUUGAGGGCUGCUUCUAUGCUAAAAGAAAGUAACCAAUGGGUGAACCGUGGUGAGCCGAUAAUAGGCAGUGUGCCUGGAGUCGAGGUUGGUGAUGAGUUUCACUAUAGGGUCGAGCUUUCCAUCAUUGGAAUACACCGUCCUUUUCAAGGAGGAAUUGAUUACAAAAGGAAAAAUGGGGUGUUUCUUGCAACGAGCAUCGUGGCAUCUGGGGGUUAUCCUGAUGACAUUGACAGCUCAGACGUUUUGAUAUAUUCAGGUUCAGGAGGAAAUGCUACCGGCGGUGGUGACAAACAAAUAGGCGAUCAGAAACUUGAACGGGGAAAUUUGGCUCUUAAGAACAGUAUAGAUGCUCGAAACCCUGUGAGAGUUGUUUAUGGUUCUAAAGAGCUUAUUAAAGGUGAAUCUCGUGAUGGAAGGCCCAAGCUUGUAUCCACAUUUACAUAUGAUGGGUUGUAUAUUGUUGAGAAAUAUUGGCCAGAGAGAGGGAAUAAUGGUUUUCAUGUUUUCAAGUUUCAGCUCAGGAGAAUUCCGGGGCAACCUGAAAUUUCUCUUAGAGAGGUCAGGAAGGCGAUGAAGUCAAAAGUGAGGGAAGGCGUGCUUCUGAAAGAUAUAUCAAAUGGAAAAGAAAGUAUGCCCAUUUGUGCAAUAAAUACGAUUGAUGGUGAUCGUCCAAUGCCUUCUAAGUACAUUACUAAGGUCAAAUACCCUUCACGAUAUAUUCCGAAACCUCCAAGGGGCUGUGAUUGUACUGACGGUUGCUCGGAUUCUAAGAAAUGUGCUUGUGCGGUGAAGAACGGAGGGGAUGUUCCAUUUAAUUAUAAUGGCGCAAUAAUCCAGGCAAAGCCUCUUGUUUAUGAGUGUGGACCUUCUUGCAAAUGUCCCCCUUCGUGUUAUAAUAGGGUCAGCCAACAUGGCAUUAAACUACCACUGGAGAUAUUCAAGACAAGUAAAAGGGGUUGGGGAGUGAGAUCCUUAUACUCCAUUCCUUCUGGCAGUUUUGUAUGUGAAUAUGUGGGAGAAAUGCUUGAUGAUAAAGAUGCUGAGGAGAGGAUCAAUGAUGAGUAUCUUUUUGAUAUAGGGCAUAAUUACGAUGACCAUAAUCUAUGGGAGGGUCUCUCAUGUUCGAUACCGGGUCUGGAGUUAGAUGCUGCCUCUGAGACAGAGACUACGACGGAUGUUGGUUUCACAAUUGAUGCAGCCGAAUUUGGAAACGUUGGCAGAUUUAUCAAUCACAGCUGUUCGCCCAACCUUUAUGCCCAAAAUUUGCUUUAUGAUCAUGAUGAUAAGAAAAUGCCUCAUGUAAUGUUCUUUGCUGUUGAUAAUAUCCCUCCUCUUCAAGAGCUGACAUAUCACUACAAUUAUAGUAUUGGUCAAGUCCGAGAUUCAGAGGGUAACGUUAAAAAGAAAGAAUGUUUCUGUGGUUCUUCUGAGUGCACUGGUCGACUUUAUUGACGAAGGGAGUUAUGAAAAGUAUAGACCUGUUCUUGUGUUGGCCCUCGUGAA